AUGGAGGGCGCUCUCACCAUGCCCCCUGACCGGGGGACUAUUAUCGGCAGAGCAGCCUGGAAAAUGCGAUAUGUGGUCGUCGGAGGCGCGAACCGAGAGCAGCCGCAAGCCGCGACCAUCAACCGGCUCCAAUCCAACCGCGCUUCGAACCCCGGGGAACUUGGGAAGGCAGCUUCGGAAGGCAUUUAUCUCUCCAUCUACAAAUCCAAGGAGGAUCCGGAAUCAUUGAUACAGCAGUACUCGAUCACUUCAAUCGCCGAGUGUCAAGUUCAGAUGCUGGCGCACCGCAAGCAAGGCCCGAUCCUCCCAACACUGGUCAUCAAUGUUCUGCCAGAUCCCGCCUUGGACAAGGCCAGGAAGCGGCGUUCGAGUAGGACCGCCGGUUUCACUGCGCCGAGAGAAACGGGCCCUACGACGCUGCUCUUCCGACCUGGGGAUGAACAGCACACGCUGCAAGAAUGGGCGCAGUACAUCCGGCAGCUCAUCCUACCCUUUGCCUAUGAUAGAGCACCGCUGAGCCCGGUAACGCCUGCCUCGCCCACCUUCAUCAACCCGUUCUCGCCUCGCCCCAGGGAGCCCAGCGACCCGCAGCAGAGGCCAGACAGUAGGAAUGGCUCCCGUUCGGUCUCCUUUCUGAAGAAUUCCUUCCAAUCGCAAGCUGGACGCGACCGUCCCGUGACAUUUUCGGAUUCCCCAAGCCUACGCUCAAAACGAAGCGAUAUCUCAUCACAAACUAGCUCGGUGAACCAGUCUCACAUGGGUUUCAAUAAUUACACCACCAUGGUCGGUCCUGCCGAUCUUCCGUCUCCAGCGACAACAAUCGGGGAAUAUCAGGGGGAGUUUAUCGAGGGUUGGACGUCUGCUCAGGGCAGAUCGUCAGCGCUCAGCUCGCCCAUCAGGGGCCGUGAGAGCGUCAGUUCGCAAGCGCCAACCGCCUUACCAACAAUACCGGAUUUCCACACGCCGCCUGGCCCGCGAGAAACGAUCCUUGAUCGGGCGUUCCAGAUGCGCCUCAUUCCCGGUUCCGAGCGGGAGGUCCCGGGAGAGGAGAAAAUGAGCUCUCUGGCUAGGUUCGACGCGCUGAUGCGAGAGAUGGACGAGAAGAGGAGACAACGCGAAGCUGAGGAGGCAAAGUCGAAGCCUGAGGCCGCCGCCGCGCCAUCCUUCGGAACAGAGGGUUCCGAGCCGAAGAGUGCCUUCGAUGACGAUGACGAUGACUCGGACUCGGACUCGGACGAUGACAGUGACAGUGACAGUGAUGAUAUGGUAGCGGAGGGAGACGUCGAAGAUUACUUUUCGGCACCAGCGACAUCUGCGCAGAGAGCUCUGGAUUUCAUCACUGGGAGAUAUGAACCCACCGGACGGUACCAGUUGUCGUCGCGUUCCAUGAGAUCCUCGUCGAGUUACAACUACGAGGCUUACAGGACACUAUCAGCUUGUGGGCCUUCCCAGCUACGGCCGCACACAGGCUAUUCCAAGAGCCGGAGCAGGCCCGGGAUGGCGCAGAGAACACACAGUCAGCCGCAUAUGGCAUCGAUACUGGCAUCGUCAUCAAUGCCUCUGGAGGGCGCUGCGUCGUUUCCAACCGGAGACUCCGAGGACGGGCCUGGGACAUUCAGUUUUACUCCAGGGUCGCCAUCGGCCGUCCACCGCAACUCCGGCUCAGCCGAAAAGCGGCAAUCGGCGUCAAGCGCCAAGCAUCUCAGCUUUACCGAGUUCACAAGACGGCUCAGCAGCACGAGUAGCUUGCUGAUAAUGCAGACGAAUGCCAGCGGGGCCAACAGCAGCCGCGCAAGCAAUAGCGACAUGGAUCUGCAACAGCCCCCGCAUUCGCCCCAGCAGUCUUUGCCUCAUUUGCAUCCCAGAAUCGGGCCGGCCUCGCCCCUUCACCAGUCCCUGCCGCAGUCUCCGCCGCCGGCGAGUGAGCGCGAGCGGUGCGGAUGGCGGGGCAGUGUCGGCGUGUUUGGGGGCGCCGAGGGCGGCUUCCUGUAA
Molecule: messenger RNA, 1992 nt
Organism: Chaetomium strumarium
Lineage: Eukaryota; Fungi; Ascomycota; Sordariomycetes; Sordariales; Chaetomiaceae
Exons: 3
Coding region: 1-1992 (663 amino acids)
Source: RefSeq, a predicted model, not a curated record